AUGACGCACCUACCUGCACACCCAAACAGCGGUUCCUGGCUGCCUAGGAGUUACACUAGCUUAUUUAUCGAUAAUAAUAUAAACUUGAAUGCGAGACCAACAUUAUACCCAUACCAGGUAGACUGUACCUCGAACAAGGUUAUUGUUACGACACUAUUUGAUCCUGCUAAACACUACGCCUCGUGGCAACCACCUGAACCUCCACGUCCAUUUCCCCUCCAUGGCAGUAUGAGCGAUCAACAGACGGAUCCAAACAAACCAGCCAAACCUCACGCUGUCCUCACAAACCCCGAGGUACUGAGUAACCCACAUGCAGAUACUGAAGGACCGCCUCCUGAAGAAAUUGAAGCCGAUGAAGAUUUGCUAGUUGAUCUAGAAGACGAUGCGGACGAAAUAUACUUGGUUCACUCUAGAGUAUCGUCCAUGAAGAGCUUGAAGUUAGAACGGUUUAUGAAUAUCGAGGUAUCACUAUUAUUCUACCAUCGUAUGAAAAUAUGUCUUCGCCAGAACCAAAUAACCCGCAUAUAUCUUCCCGAUAACCUCGCACCCACCUUAAAAGAACUUGACCUUUAUGACAACAACAUCUCACACGUGAAAGGCCUGGAUCACGUCGUGAACUUGACAAGCCUCGACCUUAGUUUCAAUGAUAUUAAACAUAUCAAGAAUAUCUCUACACUAGUACACCUAAGGGACCUAUAUUUCAUUCAAAACCGAAUUCAAACAAUCGAAGGGCUGGAAGAGCUCAAAGAAUUGCGGAAUCUGGAGCUUGGUGCGAACAAGAUAAGAGUAUGGCCCAAAACUACCACCAAAUACCUGUUCAGGCCGAUUCAAAAUAUGACGGAAUGUGUUUGGCUGAGAACUGACAAGAUUUUCUUUUGGUAA
Trichophyton benhamiae CBS 112371 is the source of this 882-nucleotide messenger RNA. RefSeq lists its product as uncharacterized. The transcript has 4 exons. Gene Ontology annotation, molecular function: protein binding. Bases 1 to 882 code for a protein of 293 amino acids. NCBI's taxonomy places the organism in Eukaryota, Fungi, Ascomycota, Eurotiomycetes, Onygenales, Arthrodermataceae. The record is from RefSeq and is a predicted model, not a curated record.